Messenger RNA from Malurus melanocephalus (red-backed fairy wren), 2713 nucleotides. It is a transcript of the gene RNF130, whose product is annotated as ring finger protein 130. NCBI's taxonomy places the organism in Eukaryota, Metazoa, Chordata, Aves, Passeriformes, Maluridae. The transcript has 9 exons. The coding region runs from base 537 to 1919 and encodes 460 amino acids. The record is from RefSeq and is a predicted model, not a curated record.
AGAGCGCGGAGCGCGGGGCUGCAGUCGAGGCGCGGGCGCGGAGCCGGUGGCGGAGCCGCGGGACGGUGCGGGGGCCCUGCCGCCCUCGGGGCGAACCGGGCAUGAAGCGACAGCUGCCGGCUGCGGACGCCGGGCUGCGCACUGAGCUGCUCCGCCCGCCGCACUAAGGCGGCGACGAGCCCCGAGGCGAACCGAGGCGGCGCGGCGGGCCGAGUGCGAGGAGAGCUCCGUGGCUCUGUGCGCGCGCGACUGAAGCAGCAGCGGCGGCGGCUUCUGCCAGCUGCCUCCCCUGGGCUGGCUAGGGGCUGCGCGGGGAGGGGGCCGCGGCGCCGCCCCCGCUUCGUCCCCUCCCCUACCCCGGCCGGAGCUCACCCGCGGCGGCGGGCGGGCGGCGUGAGCGCGGCGCUCUGAGGGACCGGCGGAGCCCCGAGGGACCGGCGGAGCACGGCUUUUCCCGAGCAGCCUCCCCUGGGAGCCGCGCCGGCGGAUCGGACUCGGCUGGGACCUGCCAUGACUCCCCUGGCUCCUCCCAUGGCAUGAGCCCGAGCUCUCCUCCCCGCUCCGCCUGCUUUUGGUCUCUCUCCGCUCCCGGGCUGUCAGAUGGGRUAGGACACACCCGGGCUCGCCUGGAGUCGAAGAUGAGCUGGCGGUGGGCUCGCCAGCACUGGAACGGCGGCUCCUCCGUGCUGCUGCUGCUGCCGCUGCUGCUGUGGCACGGCCGGGUCCGKCCGGCCGGCGCUGACAACGCCAGCCAGGCGUACUACACCGCGCUCAUCAACGUGACGGUGCUGAGCCCCGAGCGCGGCGGCCCCACGCUGCUGCGGAUCGACCGCGGCCGCUACGGRCAGGACUCCCCCAAGGUGGAGGUCAAGGGGCUGCUGGUGGCUCCCGUCCCCAUCAACGGAGUUGCAGAUCGUCUGGGCUGUGACCCUCGAACACGUUUCCAGGUCCCACCAAACACCAAGCAGUGGAUUGCUUUACUACAGAGAGGAAACUGUACAUUUAAAGAGAAAAUACUGCGAGCAGCUUCACAUAAUGCCACAGCUGUGGUCAUUUACAACAAUAUAUCCAGUGAUGAACCUGUCACAAUGACUCAUCAAGGAACUGGAGACAUUGUUGCUGUCAUGAUUACAGAAUCAAAGGUUAAGGAGAUCCUGAAUUACUUGGAAAAGAAUAUCUCUGUCCUGAUGGCCAUAGCAGUGGGGUCCCGUGUUCCCCCGAAGAACUUCAGUCGGGGCUCUCUAGUCUUUGUGUCAAUAUCAUUCAUUGUUUUGAUGAUCAUUUCUUCAGCGUGGUUAAUAUUUUACUUCAUCCAGAAGAUMAGGUACACAAGUGCACGUGACAGGAAUCAGCGUCGUCUUGGAGAUGCUGCCAAGAAAGCCAUUGGUAAAUUGACAACCAGGACAGUAAAGAAGGGUGAUAAGGAGACAGACCCAGACUUUGAUCAUUGUGCUGUCUGCAUUGAGAGUUACAAGCAGAACGAUGUUGUUCGCAUUUUGCCAUGCAAGCACGUGUUCCACAAAGUCUGUGUGGAUCCAUGGCUCAGUGAGCACUGUACGUGUCCAAUGUGUAAACUGAACAUUUUGAAGGCACUGGGAAUUGUGCCCAACGUGCCGUGCACAGAUAAUGUAGCCUUUGACAUGGAGAGGCUGACGCGGGGACAGCCGGUGAGCAGGCGCUCGGCGCUCGGCGACUUCGGCACCGACAGCUCCCUGAGCCUGGAGCCCCUGCGCACCUCGGGCAUGUCCCAGCUGCCACAGGACGGGGAGCUGACACCAAGGGCAGGAGAGAUCAACAUUGCAGUCACAAGCAGCCACUUCUUCCAUCGUAACUCUCUGUCCCCUCGAAGUUUGGUCUACGAGAGCGAGUUCUCAACCAUCGAGCCUGCCUUGGACAUGUACGACGAGAACAAAACCUGAAAGGAAUCCAUGCUCCUUCCUGGCCCUUUUUCCGUUUUUUUCAUUUCUCAUUCCUAUUGUUGUGUACUCUUUCCAUGGAUCUCCUUUGUCUGAAGAAGAGCUGCUUUUUCCAGAACACGAGCCCGCCUUCUCGAUUGCACAGAAGAAGACCAGCUGUGGUGGAUUCUGAGGGUGGCAUCUUUGAGCUGACAAAGGGUUGUGCACAAGCAAGGUUGUCUGAUGGAAAUUGCUGAGUAACAGCAUGGGAGCUGUGUCGGCCCAGCCGCGGCGAUGCAGGAGAGGUUUUAUGGUGGCCCUAAGAGUUUGUGCUGAACUGCAAAUGCAUCUCUUACACAGGCGGCCGCUGUUUCCAAUUUUUCAAUUGUCCAGAUGGUUGGGCAAUGUCAGAAAGGGAACUGGUUGUAGAGGAGAUGGCCAGUGACUGGUAAAAGCACUCGUAUAUCUCGGUCAAUCCAUAACCUUACUGUGAAAUAGCCCCUUCUGAGAGGGACCUUUAUAAGUGCAUUGAUUUUCCUACAACCCACUUAACCCCGGACAGUAGCGAGCCAGUCUGACRUUCAAGCUGCAGAGAGGACCUGCAUUUGCAGAAAGAUUUCAAGGAACUUGAUGCUUGGGUUUUUUCUCCAAUCCAAUUGAAGCAGGAGAAGAAUGUUAUACACAGAAUAUACUCUUGGUCCUUCUGUGUGCUGAAGUCAAGUGAGUCUCUUUCCAUAGAGAGGACGUUCACAGAACCAGCACUUGAUCUACCUGAAAACCAUUAGACUUUUUGAAAUAUGCAGGAAUCGAAUUAGCUU